ACGAGUCUCCUUCUCCUCAUUUGAGUAACCCAAUAAUGGACCAAUUGAUGGGCUGACACAACUUGGGUCUCCAGCUGAUCUCACAUGGCCCAAGCACCUUUUCAACAACACCUUUAUUAUUACUUCACCUUCGUCAUCGCAGAUUCUCUCUGACCUUCAAACCUUCCACAGGUAAACUACAGUAAUUUGGAUUAGACUUCAGAAAUUCUGCAGUGAUUUGCUUCGCGAAAGCUAUCGGUUUUGCAGCUGGUGAUUCAUUGACUCCAGCUCUAAUGGAGGUUUCGAAUUUCUCUGCAUCUUAUCUGUCACAUCGUCUCUGUCGGAUUCCUCUCUUCUACCAGGGAAGCAAGGCGGAUAUCAGAAACGGUUGUAUCCAGGCAGUGAAUUGUUUGCCUUCAGAUUCGCGCCAACAAUGCACUAGGAAUUUCCAGGGCUUACUGAAAAAAGGCCAAUUUAUUUUCCAACACCCAAAGUACCAAAAUAUUCUGUCUUCCCAUUCAUAUCUUCCAAGCCCUUGCCAAGCAAAAAGUGAGGACACUGAAGAAAAACUGAGUGGCGAAAGCAUCCUACUGAACGAGCAGAGUAUGGAGGAAGAACUCCAGCUUGCUAUUCAAGAAGAGAACUAUCCCCAGGCAGCAAAAAUCAGAGACAACCUUCGCCUUCUCCACCAUGACAUCAAGGCAUCGGUCUUAGCAGCAAAUGCCCGGUUUUACAAUUCAUUCAGGACGGGUGACUUGGCUGCCUUGCAAAAUCUCUGGUCUAAGGGUGAACACGCGUGCGCAGUACAUCCCGGAGUGAGUGGCAUUUGUGGGUAUGAUCUUGUGAUGGGAAGCUGGGAAUAUGUGUGGGCUGACUACGAGUUCCCAUUAGAGAUUGAGAUUAAGGACGUGGCGGUUCACGCCAGAGGGGACAUUGGCUAUGUUACUUGCAUUGAGAUGGUGAAGACCAGACACGGUGGCUGGGGUAAACAGUUUGCCACUAAUGUGUUUGAGAAGGUUGACGGUCACUGGUACAUGUGCAUUCACCAUGCCUCAUACAUUGACCUCUAAACAAAUCAUCUUGCAAGGUGAACGUUGAGAUUUUCAUUGUGAAUUUUUUGUACUCUGAUUUUUGUAUACAGUAUACACACACACCUGCGAAUGUUACUUGGUGGGAUU
Molecule: messenger RNA, 1157 nt
Organism: Cuscuta campestris
Lineage: Eukaryota; Viridiplantae; Streptophyta; Magnoliopsida; Solanales; Convolvulaceae
Source: the annotation of a GenBank genome assembly